CUAUCUUCAUGUUGGCAAUGGCUGUCAGUAGUGCAUUGAACUGUCAAGACGUGAUACUUUUGGGAGAAUGUAGGAAUUAUUUUUGAUUUUAACAUUUUUAAUCGUUGUUUUCCGAGAUUAUUUAAUUUGUUUAUGUGGAUAAGAGAGACGGCCGUCUAACUGUCACGAGAUGGCAGCCACGGCGCAAGGGGAGAUGUCUGUGGCCGAGCUGAAGGCCGAGAUCGAGAGGCUCGGCCGAGAGCUGGACCAGGCGAGCAGCGAGAAGAUCCAGUCGGCGCAGCUGGGUCUGGUGCUGCUGGAGGAGAAGAGCGCGCUGCAGCAGCGCUGCGACGAGCUGGAGACGGUGUUCGAGAACACCCGGCACGAGCUCGAGAUCACACAAGAGGCUUUGAUGAAACUAGGUUCAACCCAGAAAGUAACGACACAGAGUGGUAUAGAACAGGAAAAUGCACUCCUCAACGAGUCGGCCGCCAUGGAGAGCUCGCUCACCCUCCAGAUCAUAGAGCUGGAGGGAGAAACUAAACAGCUUCGCCACGAGCUGGAGCGUGUCGUGAGCGAGCGCGACCGUCUGCUCACGGAGAGCUCCGAGCUCGGCGUGGACAAGGCGUCGCGUGAGUCCGAGCGCGCGGCACUACGGGCGGAGCUGCGCGAGGCGCGCCAGCGGGAACAGAGACUACUGCUCGACAUCGGAGACUUGGAGGACGAGAAUAUAUCACUACAGAAACAAGUGUCGGCGCUGCGAUCAUCGCAGGUGGAAUUCGAAGGGCUAAAGCAUGAGGUCCGACAGCUGCGCGAGGAGGCGGAGAACCUCCGCGCGGCGGCCGACGAGACCGCGGCGCUGCGCCGCAUCGCCGAGAGGCAACUCGGCGAGGCGCUCGAGGCGCUGCAGGCCGAGCGCGAGGCGAAGUUUGCUGCCAAGAAGGAGCUCGACGCGCAUCUUAGUCGCGAGGCAGCUUAUAAUAUCACCAACCUGGCCUACAGCAUACGAGGCAUGGGCGAGGAAGGCGGCUCCGAAGAAGGCUCUCCCGGCGCCUCCAACUCUGAACUCGCGGCGGCCAUGGGCGAACACCACGCCGACCUGUUCUCGGAGGUGCACCUGCACGAGGUGUCCCGUCUGGAGAAGCAGCUGGAGCAGGCCCACAACGAGAACAGCCAGCUUUCGGCUUCAGUGCGUGCCGCACAAGCGACGGCGGAGAGCGAGAGCGCAUGCGCUUGUGUGCUACGCUGUGGUCUACAACGCGCCGCUUCUCGCGUCACCGCGCUCGCCGCUCUUCACAAAGAGACCCAGCCUGAGGAGGAGAAGACGGAAGGCGCUGGAGGCGUGCCUCCGCGCGCGGCGGCCUGGCUGACGUGGUGGCGCGUGUCGGGCGGCGAGCUGACCGCGCUGGGCGCCGCGCUCACCGAGCUGCAGUCCGCCUCGGCGCCGCCCGACGCCUCGCCCGCGGCGCUGGCUCGCGCCUCGCUCGCCGAGCUCAGCGACAGAGUGGCGGAGGCUGAAGUGCGCGCCGCGGCGUUGCAGGCGGACUGCGACUUGCUCAGGACUCUGGCCGGAGGAGCGGGUCGUGCACUAUCUUCAGCUGCGCCGGCGCUCACGUCGGCGGCUGAAGCCCUCGCUCAGAUGUACCACCACGUUUGCGCCGUCAACGGCACCCAGCCGGAACGCUUGUUGCUGGAGCAUGCCGCUACAGACGGUGUCGGACGCGACGGGCGCGGGCUGGGGCUGGGGCUGGACGUGGAGGUGGAGGAGUCCGCGCUGGCGCUGGCGGCCGGGGAGCUGGAGGGGCUGCGCGCGGCGGGCGCGGUGGCGCGCGCGGCGGACACGCUGCUGGACCAGCUCACGCAUCUGCGCGCCGCGCUCGACGCCGCGCUGGACUCGCGCCGACACCACCAUCGCGCGCCCGGAAUGGAAUCCGAAGAGCGCGCCGCCGAGCUGACCGAAAUGCAAGAACAAGUCAUCAAGCUCAAAUCCCUCCUGUCGACCAAACGCGAACAGAUCGCGACGCUCCGCACCGUGCUCAAGUCCAACAAGAACACCGCCGAGGUGGCGCUGGCCAACCUCAAGAGCAAGUACGAGACGGAGAAGACCAUCGUCACCGAGACCAUGCUCAAGCUCAGGAACGAGCUGCGGCUGCUCAAGGAGGACGCCGCCACCUUCUCCAGUCUCCGCGCUAUGUUUGCGGCGCGUUGCGAAGAGUACGUGACGCAGGUGGACGAGCUGACGCAGGCCCUUUCUGGCGCGGAGGACGAGAAGAAGACCCUCAACCAGCUGCUGCGGCUCGCCGUGCAGCAGAAGCUUGCGCUCACACAGCGCCUCGAGGAGCUGGAGGUGGACCGCGAGAUGCGCACUCGGCGCGUGCCCAAGGCGGCCGGGCCGACGCGAACGCGCGGACGGGAUUUCUAGCGGCUCGUGCUCGCGCUGAAGGCCGCCGCGCUCGCCCUGCGCGCGCUGCUCGCGCGACCGCCCCGAGCCGCCCGCGCCGCCGCCAGGCUGCCCGUGUCCUUCUCCGCGCCCAACAUGCGCUGACGGUGACGGUGACGGUGACGGUGACCGAGUGGACGACGAACCUAUACUCGCUCGAUCGAUACUUAAACUGCGAUAACUGGCGCAGUCGGUAGGAUCGACGUUCAGACCGGAGAGGGCGCCGUCUUCUAGUUUAGUGUUAUCGCACCUCUCUCGGCGGUCCCGACGUCUGAUCGAUGCGAGUUUUACGAAUUUAUCGCGUCGCGUCUCCCUCUACGACGCUCUACGACUAGUGACGCGAAACUUGUCGAUUUCGGACACGUACAGUGAUUAGUGAUUCCCGGGGCGCCGCGCGGGUGACUGAGCUAGAGUGAGCGCGGCGCCCCGACGUUUUUUAUAAAUCGUUCUUAGGCAACUAAAUUAUUUAUACGUUUUAUAAAAUGAUCUUACUAACCGUACCAAUAAGAUUAGGCGGAGGGGCCCGCCGACGGAGGGCGCGCGCACGCGCGGGACCGGGACCGUCAAACUGUGCAAUAGCGUGCGCGCGCCCGGAGGCAGAUGAAGUGAAACUUUGGUCGGCGGAGCUCCUCCAUGAAUGGUUGGUGUUAAAUUAAAGUUGACUGAUUUUAAUGUGUGGCGCCCGAGCGGGCGGUUGUUGUUGUUCGCGUCGCGUCGCCGACUAGUGUAUCGAAUUUCCUCCUAUUCGUAUCUAUUGCGCCGUCAAAUUAAUGUUGAUCGAGUAUUUUUGUAACAGUUGCGGUGUAUUUUUAUUACGCGAAUGAAUUUAUCGCCGUUGUUAUGUCGCGUACGAGACGAUAUAUAUCCCUCGCGAAGCAGAUUUUACUAUUAUUAUCGUGUCGAAACAGGAAUUAUCGAUAAAGCCGUGCGAAGUUAUUUUUUAUGACAUGUUUAUAAUAUAAUUGUACGGUUCGCAUAUACAUUUAAUGAUUACGAAAUCCUCUACUCGAUACGAAUGUUUAAGUACGUCCAAAAUGAAAUUUCUAAAAUAAAAUAAAUGAUCGGUGUCCAUCCAUUGUGCGCAAAAAGACUAUGUAAUCUGUUCUAUCGGUCGUAGGUUCGUUGUGUUUGUGGCCCUCCGCCGAUACUUUCGUCCAUCUUGUUGUAGAGUAGUGUGUCCGUGUACGUUUGUUUCACCUGCCGUCCCGUGGCCGUGAGCCACUCGCGUCCAUUCUUGUCCAGCGCCGACCGGCCGGUCGCACUCGACCUGUGUCUGUUUGCUCCACGUAUUUUUAUCUUUAAAAACAAACCGGUCUCUAGGUUGCUCAAAUCUCGCUCACGGCGGCCGGUCGGCGUUUCUAUUAUUAAGAGGAAAUUUACAAAUAUUAUUGACUUGUUACGGUAUUGUUUACGUUGUGUAUCGUGGAUGUGAUAGGCGGCUCGCCUCGGCGCGACGUAGUCGUAGUGUCCAGACCUAGGCUAGUUCGACCGUUCCAUGUAGGGGCACUCGCCCGUAGUUGUAGGUAUUUUCACUGGAUUAGAUAUUAUAGUUCUAGUUAAUACGGUAACCUCCAAGUAUACUUCGUAGGUUAUCUAUGAGAUCUCCGUCGAGACGCGUAGUGAAUUGGUUUGCAAUAUUAACAUUACUAGCAUAAUUAGUUUGCAUAGCUCAAAGCGGGCUCGCCCGAGGACCAUAGCCUUGCAUUUAUUGUUUUUAGACUAUCGUAUGAAUUAGCUUUUAUCGUAGCCUCUUUAUGUACUUAAACGAUGGACUUACCAGCAGUAGUUAGUAUUUAUGUUUAUUUAUAUUAUUCUCUUGCUAAGCAGCAGACAUCGUUUAUGUAUUAUUUAUAUCUAGUCAAUGUUACCGCCGCGCGCGCCGCUGUCUACGCCCAGCCUAAAACUCUGUUGAUUGUAUUUGUUACCUUAUGUUAAAGUAUUACUAUUUUUCUUAUGGUUGUUAUGAAAUCAGUAUUUAAUUGCCUUUUAUCUUCCGUCUUAUAAGUGAGGAAUGAAAUUGUUUGUAAUAAUAUUACUAUCUAUCUGGCUUGGCUUGGGACAGCGGCGCGGGCGGACCAGCGUCAAAGUUUCCAUGGUGGCAAAGCACUAUGUCUAUUUAUACUUUUAUCACUGUAAGCCUCUUUCGUCCACAUACAUUUAUCUUGACAUUGUUAUGUUUAAUAGUAUUGUAUACAAGUUUUUUGACAUCUAAUCAUUUACAUUAAUUUAUAUCAGAUUGUUAUAUUUUGUUAAAAUUAAUUUGACUACACGAGCGGUGGUUAGCUAGCCGCCGACCGUGUUACUGUGAAUCCAUGGCCUGAUCUCGGUUUAUUGAGUGAUAUGACAGUGUAUAAAACAAUACAGUCAUUCGACGAAGCCGUCUAGACAGGGCAAUCGUGCGUGGUGCGAGGGGUGGGUCGCGCGCACCCGAGCUGCAUACAUCGCCAUUGUUAGUAGCUCGGUACUACUUACAUGGCUAGCGUGUCUUAUUAAUUGACACAUUAUUUUGGGCAGUUGUGUAAAAGUCUGUGACAACCCUACUGUGUUCUUGUGCGGUGUCGACAUCAAAGGCGUCGGUCCACUGUUACUUUUUACACUGUGGUUAUGACUUGUAACAGAGAUCGAUAUCAAUGAGUCCGAGAUCCGGGCCACGGCAGGAGUCGCUCGAUGUCUGCUGCCACUCGCCGGUGGUGGUUCAGAGCGAUUAACCAAAUAUUUCUUUAUUUAUACACUUUAACUCUUUAGAAUAAUUAGGUACUUAUUUUGCUUAAGCAUAGAUAUUGUUUUCUAUCAUAGAAGAUGAUUGAGUUUUUAUAAUCAUUAAAGAUUUAAAAGUAUUUAAAACGCGCGCUAGUUUAUUAUAUUGCGACAUGAUUUAGUAUUGGGCAAACGGGUCGCAUGGAUGUUCCCAAUUCAUCUAGUCCGUAGCCGACGUCAAAUAUUGCACAGUUUGACGGUUCGUCAUUUAUUCCUAGAGUAGAUACGCAAGAUGGCCACUGUCGUUGCUUUAACUUUCACGUAAUCAUAUCAGAUUACAAGUCUUUGCAUAAUAGAAUCUCAAACAGAUGUAACUAAUGAGCUUUAGAUGUUAUGUGUUCGCUGUAUUUCAGAGUCAGGACAGAUCACGAACCAGUUUCGGGAACAUAUCAUGACAGAAGGACUAUAUUUUCAAACUGUAAGGCACGCCGUGUUGUCGCAAUGACUGAUAACAAUCAUGUAUGAGAAUAAUAAAUUAUUAUAUUUAA
This is a messenger RNA of Cydia strobilella, 5664 nucleotides long. It is a transcript of the gene BicD, whose product is annotated as protein bicaudal D. The transcript has 12 exons. The coding region runs from base 170 to 2401 and encodes 743 amino acids. Gene Ontology annotation, molecular function: cytoskeletal adaptor activity; dynein complex binding. Lineage: Eukaryota; Metazoa; Arthropoda; Insecta; Lepidoptera; Tortricidae. The record is from RefSeq and is a predicted model, not a curated record.